UUUGAACUCUUUCCUACUUUCUUCUCCACACAGGUUGGCGCAGCGGCUCUGUGUGGAGACCUGAAGGCCUUUCUGAACCAAAACCUCUCCAAAGGCAACAUUUCCCUGGUAACACCAUCCAGCUACAGCCCAGCCACCAAGAUCACACUAGGAACCGUCAACUCCAAUGUGGGCGCGCAGAUGGUUAGUGUCACACAAACAGACCAACAACAAACAUGCACUUCAUAUUGGGAAAACUUUGUGUGCAUCUAUAUGCAAAACAAAAAAAGGACACAUGGCUACAUUGAUUCCUAUUACUCAGACAGGGAUGGACUGUGUUCGAGUGAUUCCUCGUCCAGUAAGAGAAUGAAGAGGGCAGAUAAGAACGGUAAAGGCCUGAGGCACUUCUCCAUGAAGGUGUGUGAGAAGGUACAAAAGAAAGGCACUACGUCCUACAACGAGGUGGCUGAUGAGCUGGUGGCUGAAUUCACUCACGCCAACAGCCUGAUGCCCGCUGACUCGCAGGUGUACGACCAGAAGAACAUCCGCCGGCGUGUGUACGACGCGCUCAACGUGUUGAUGGCCAUGAACAUCAUCUCUAAAGAGAAGAAGGAGAUCCGCUGGAUCGGCCUGCCCACAAACUCAGCCCAAGAGUGCCGCAACUUAGAGCAGAUCGCCUUUAAGAAUCUGGUGCAGAGGAACCAGGCCAGCGAAGCCUUGUCCCAGUCAACUCCCCCUCCAGGAUCUGUCAUUCAGCUUCCCUUUAUCAUUCUCAACACUGACGUCCGCACCGUCAUCGACUGCUCCAUCUCGAGUGAUAAGUGUGAAUACCUCUUUAACUUUGACAACACGUUUGAGAUCCAUGAUGACGUUGAGAUCCUGAAGCGGAUGGGCAUGUCUCUGGGGCUGGAGAACGGCACAUGCUCUCCAGAGAACCUCAGCGUGGCCAGAUCUCUGGUGCCCAAGUCUCUGGAAGCACAUGUCACCAACAUGGCCACAAACUCCAACAGAACACCUCUCAGCCUCACAAGCAGCACGGCCCCGUCACACGCCUCAGAGUCUCGCGGCCAGACGCCCAGCUCCUUCAACGAGGAAGAGGACGACGAGGAUGAUGACGACAAUCCCUCUUCCCCAGAGUGAUCCUGAGCUCAGUGCUGGGACGGGAAUCGCGAGCAGAGCCCGGGAGGAAACGCUACACAGGAAAUAAGCUGCCACUCCUCUCUAUAUUACCAUAUUUUAACUUCCCUCACCAUCUCUUUCCUCCUCUUUCCCAGUUUGGCACAAACGCCAGGAGUCUUUGGCUCCGGGGGAGAUGGUUUACUGUAUUUCUGUGGUGCUUUUUGGCUAGCGAGCCGCAGGUCGGGCCAUAGAGGAGAGCGUAUAAGUGAGGGUUAACACAUCUUCAGGUCAACUGCCUCAUGUCAUCUCGGUGUUCUACUCUUCUCUGUUUCCUACCCUGAGGGACGUUCAAAUUCUUUCCAAAAAUGUAUUUAUUUCGGUCAUAUUUGAAUAUGACCAUAUCUGCGUAGUCCAGUGGGCUAGUGCCACUUUUUCUUCUCCGUGGGGAUCGGAAAGCAACGUGCUGACCUUACUGUUCACCGCUUGAAAGAAUUUACAAAAAAAGGAAAAAUGUUCUUUUUUUAUAGGUUGAUUCAGUGUCAUUUUGUUGUAUUGUAUAGUUUAUUCCUUGUCAUUCAUCGCAAUAGUUGAAGGAAAAUAAAACAUGGAUGGUUGUAUCUGCUGUUCCGGGUUCAAAUAGCUGCCAGCCGGUUGUCCUCAGGCCAUUUGAAUGUUGCAUGCUGGGAGA
Sinocyclocheilus grahami is the source of this 1786-nucleotide messenger RNA. It is a transcript of the gene tfdp2, whose product is annotated as transcription factor Dp-2. Lineage: Eukaryota; Metazoa; Chordata; Actinopteri; Cypriniformes; Cyprinidae. The annotation marks the transcript as partial. The record is from RefSeq and is a predicted model, not a curated record. Gene Ontology annotation, biological process: regulation of cell cycle; regulation of transcription by RNA polymerase II. Gene Ontology annotation, molecular function: DNA-binding transcription factor activity, RNA polymerase II-specific; RNA polymerase II transcription regulatory region sequence-specific DNA binding. The transcript has 11 exons. Gene Ontology annotation, cellular component: nucleus; transcription regulator complex.